CGCCGCGCGCCCACUCCGAUCCGCUGCGCCCAGGCUCCGCUUCUAGAGCUCUGGCUACCUACUCGCAGCGGCUGGGAAAGACCCUCCUCCUCUAGCCCACCUCCCUCCUCCCCUCCCCGACCCCCCCUCCUGUGCAAGUGUCGGUGGGGAAAACCAGGCUUGGCUCUCGGAAUCCAAGAAGAGAACAGAGGGACAGCCCAUACAAAGCUUUCUGGAGACACUGAGAGGUGGCAGGAGCCUUCAGAAAAAAAAAAAAAAAAGCAAAAGGGUACUCCCUGGCUACCAGGCAGCCCCAAGCUGGAUGGAGUGAAAGAUGCGGCCUGAUGAUAUAAAUCCGAGGACUGGGCUGGUGGUGGCCCUGGUCAGUGUUUUCCUGGUCUUUGGUUUCAUGUUCACUGUCUCUGGCAUGAAGGGGGAAACUCUGGGGAACAUCCCUCUGUUGGCCAUCGGGCCAGCCAUCUGCCUACCAGGCAUCGCUGCCAUUGCUCUGGCCAGGAAAACCGAAGGCUGCACCAAGUGGCCAGAGAAUGAGCUACUCUGGGUCCGCAAGUUACCCUGCUUCCGGAAGCCCAAGGACAAGGAAGUGGUGGAACUCCUGAGGACCCCAUCAGACCUGGAGUCAGGCAAGGGGAGCUCGGAUGAACUGGCUAAGAAGGCAGGCCUCAGAGGCAAGCAGCUCCCACAGGGACCAGGUGAGGUGCCUAUGGCCAGCUCCGUUACUACCCCCACUCCCACAGAGGAAGGAGAAUGCCAGAGUCUAGUCCAGAGUGGGCGGCAGGAGGAGACAUCCAGAUACCUGGAUGGCUAUUGCCCCUCGGCCAGUUCCCUUGCCUACAGUGCCUUGGAUGCCAAGUGCUCAGCCUGGGACAGAUCUGACCGCCCUGAGCCCGAGGACAGCAUCUUCUUUGUGCCCCAGGACAGUAUCAUCGUUUGCUCCUACAAGCAAAACAGCCCCUAUGACAGAUACUGUUGCUACAUCAACCAGAGCCAAGGCAGGUGGGACCACGAGACAAUAGUCUGACCUGUUCAUACAAGGGUCCCAUGUUGACAGACACAUUGCUAUACUCAGCUCCCAAGGGAAGAGAAUCUCUGCUCCAACAGCCUUCACACUGUUACAAACUGGCACGGUAUGUGAUGGGGGUGCAGACCUCUGGUGCCUGAUACUCAUGUAAAUAGGCAUGUUGGGGGCAUAGUUUAGGGAAGUAUGGAGAAUUAAGGACACUGGGAAGAGACAGUAAACAGGAAGAAAGUUCCAUUUGCUUCUGAACAAAUUAAACAAUGUUGAUUGCUUUGUAAAACAGCCCAAAAGGUGCUUGCCGUCAGGUGAGUCUAGGGAGUGUUAGCUGCCAGGGGUCAAAUGAUGCAGGGGCUAUUCACACAGAAACCGGCUGCUUUGUGUUUGAAGAACAUGAAGGAAAAUUGUAUGUUCCUUUAUAUGGUUUGGUUUUUGUUUUGCUUUUUUUUUUUUUUUGCCUGAUAAUAGCUUUUCACACAUGGUAAUUGUUGAAAGACAUAAAAAUCAAGACAGAAUAGGUAAAUCCUCCUGAUAUGGGAUGGGUUUUGGAGUGAGGGGAGUUAAAAUUGUUGAAAUGUAUAAUUGAAUCCCGACCUCUGACAAGAUCAUGGUUUCAAAUAAAGUGUUGAUUAUGCUAUGUGAAACGUUAAUAUUUUAGGUGGUCGUGUUACUUCUUAAAGUCUUCAUUUGAGCUGAGUUGCUGGGACUUUAUCUGAAGUUUUUAAAAUAUUUAUUCACACUGAUGUAUUUCCUUACCACGUACAAAAUGGCUUGUUGUGAUAUCGUUAGAUUAGGAUUUCUUUUUAUCAAUUUGUGAAACACAUUUUACAAAGUACCUUCAGCAUUUCUGGGAGGCAUGUACUAGGAAUUACUAUAUCCCUUUUAAAGUGUGAGACUACAGGUCAAUCCAUUAGUCCUGAGCACUAUGAAAACUUUGUAUGAGACACAUGGUUAAGCCUUCAUUUGUCAUUUAUUCAUUUGUUCAACAGCGCCCCUCCCCCAACCUUGACGAGAAUGCAAUGAAACAAGAGUUAAUUUAUAAGAUUUUUCUGAAGCCCUUGUUUUAUUAACUUCACUGGAUCAGAGAAAUUUACAUGACAAAAUUCUCAUUAUUUCCCACCUUUUUUUUUUUUGUGGCUGAGGGGAGAAACAUCAUCAUGCUAUCCUAAAAUGUCUUUCCUAUUUGUCUUGUUUAAUUGCAACAGAUAAAAAGAAUAAUCAGCUAAAAUGCCAUUUUAUCCUUCUUGUGGAAUAGUUGAAUUAUAUAUAUGAAUGGUGAUAAAUUUAGGCUUGAGAAUUAGGAUUAUCUUAUAUCCUUCAGGGAAUUUUAAAUUCUCAUUUUUAUAUCAAAUAGUUUUAGUUACAUUCUCCCAAAAGGUGAAUCGGGGACAAAAGAAAUGGGGGCUUAUCUUUAAGUAUUUUAAAUCCAGCCCUGUUGAUUCUUAAGUGUGGCAACUGUCCUCUCUUAAGGAUUAUGCUCUUAAAAAUCCUAAUUCUUGAAUGAUGCUUAAGAUCAAAAGGAUUUCAUCUUUCUGGUCAGUCCUCAAUGUCAGAAAAUAAGGUGUGUGAUCGUGGACAAAGUUCACCUUCCAACCCCUCAGCUUCCCAGAGGAAUGGGGCCGGAUUGGUCUGCACACUGGACGUUUCCACCACUCAGUCCCAGGUGGGAUGAUCUCAAAUGCUACACCACAGAAACUGUAUGUUGCAGGAAAUAAGCUACAGCAAAAUGCAUGUCCACGUGAUGCAACCCAUGAUCAAAAUCAUGCAACAUGGAUUAAAUUGCUGCUACUCAAAAGACUUGCAGACUACGAAAGCAGGCGCGUUUCAGCACGACAUAUUUAGCAUUUAUUAGAUACCAAUGCGUUCCCGGGCAUAAAACUGAAACUUAUUGAUGCUAAAAGGUUUUUUUUUGAGAAAAAAUGUAAAUGUUGGUGUAGCCCAAAGUAAUCUAGCAGACAGCUUUGCACUAUAUGUAACUGACUUCAGACCUGAGAUGGUGAGGGAUGGUUUCCUAAAAAAAAUCACCAUAUCUGUUUUGAAAGCAGAAAGUUCCCCCUGUUGUGUUUGUCACUGUAAGCAAUUUUAGACGGGAGGAGACAGACGAAGGUUGUUUGGGCUCAGCAAGUCUUACGUGGGUCUGAGAGACGAGGACUGGAGUGUCCGCUAAGGUUUGGAUUUUGGGAAAGUUUCUUCUGGAAACAGUUUUAAUUUUUCAUAUAAUGUGCACAUGUGUGCACAGAGUCCCAUUUCCAAGUCACAGGACAAGUACCGAUUUAAAGUAAUUAGCCAUUUUAAAUCACAUUUUCAAGUUGUAUUUCAGGAAAAAAAAAUCUUCCAUUUACCUAUUUAAAAUACUGAAGUUAUCUAAAUACACGCUCUUGGGUAUAUUCUUUUGUGCUAAAAGAAUGAUUUGCAAAUGUUGGGCUGAGAGAUUUAACCUUCUUUCCCCAAAGA
Molecule: messenger RNA, 3469 nt
Organism: Mus caroli (Ryukyu mouse)
Lineage: Eukaryota; Metazoa; Chordata; Mammalia; Rodentia; Muridae
Gene: Tmem215
Product: transmembrane protein 215
Source: RefSeq, a predicted model, not a curated record